Molecule: messenger RNA, 2069 nt
Organism: Spinacia oleracea (spinach)
Lineage: Eukaryota; Viridiplantae; Streptophyta; Magnoliopsida; Caryophyllales; Amaranthaceae
Product: replication protein A 70 kDa DNA-binding subunit B-like
Exons: 11
Coding region: 332-1876 (514 amino acids)
Source: RefSeq, a predicted model, not a curated record
CAACGAUUACACUCAUUCCAUUCCAAACGGAAUUUUAAAAUACCAGUGCAAUCUUCAUCAGCGUAUAUUUAUCUCAUCAUCAAAUAUUUUGGAGAUGAAACUUAUACGGCAUCUUUGCUUUUUUUCAAUUCACCUUCUGCAAUAUAUAAGGUAUGAAAUAUCAGAGGUUUAUUAUAACAUAUAUUUAAUCAUAAUUCACUACCAAGCAAACAAUAUAUUCCAUAAUAUAUUAAUCGACAAAAAUACGACAUUAUGGCCCUAUAUAAAUGAAUUACGGCUUCGGGUUAAAUUAUCAGUUUCUACGUAACUAUUAUCUAUUAUUCUAAAUAUCAUGGCAUUCACUAUGAUAAAAGAUAUCACUCCCUUAAAAGAAUCAUGGAGAUUGAAGGUGAGGAUUGUGAGGUUUUGGGAACAACCGGAUUUCAAAGACCAUACUGUAAUCGGCACUCAUGAAUUAAUAUUGGUGGAUGAGAAGGGCUCCAAAAUACAAGCAACCAUAAACAAACAUCUAUUUGACAACUAUAAGAAUCUUGUGAAAGAGGGCGCAACUCGUAUUAUCUCUAAUUUUUUGGUCAAAAAAACAGGCGGUCAACAUAGGGCUACUAGCCAUGACUACAAAAUCGUUUUCAUCUACAAAACGAAUGUCAGGGAGUGUGACAAUGUACAACUUCCACUGCAUGGAUUUGACUUUGUGCCCUUUGACAAGAUGCAUAAAAAGGAGGUCAAUGAUGUUUUUUUAGUAGAUGUUAUCGGAGAAUGCACUGCAAUGAGCGAUAAAAUUGACACUUCAACCAAUGGAACACCAAAUUACAAAGUGAUGUUCGAGUUAGAAGAUUUAAACAAAAAUACAAUAAGUGGUACUCUAUGGGGAAAAUAUGCUGAACAAAUGUCAGAGUACAAGAAAGAGGGUAUCCAAGGACGUCCUAUUAUUAUACUACAAUUCGUUAAGAUAAAGAGAUGGAGAGAUCAAGUUUCACUUUGUAAUUCACUGUUUGCGACCAAGAUAUUCAUCAAUGAGGACAUCUCAGAAGUGAAUGAUUAUAAGGAAAGCAUCACCGAUGGGGAUGAUUCUCGCUCGGUGGGUAUCACUCAUUUGUCAAGCCAAAAUUCACAUUCCAUAGAAGAUGAGUUUAUGAAAUUGUCUGAACGUAAGCAAUUAGAUGAGAUACCCGUUACUAAUAAGGAAUGCUUUUGUGCCACUGUUGCUACAAUUGUGGGUUUUGAAAAGGAUACCAACUGGUAUUAUAACUCGUGCAAAAGUUGUAACAAAAAGGUUGACUAUGAAGGUGGUGGGAGAUAUUGGUGCAUAAAAUGUGAUUCACAUGUCAAAUCUGCGCCACCAAGGUACAAGGUGACUGUAUCAGUUGAGGAUGACAAUGGAUCAGCCAGUUUUGUCAUGUUUGAUCGGGAGGUUUUUCAGGCUAUACAGAUAUCGGCAAUGGACUUGAAAGAUAAGUUAUUGAAGGAUGGUAAGGGUGAUUCGUUUCCAGAGGAACUAGAGAUGCUUUUGGAGAGAAAGUUUUUAUUUAGAAUUCAAAUCUCUAGAUACAAUCUUGAUCAAGAUUGGGAUAAGUUCACUGUAGUAAGGCUAAGUGAUGAUGAAGACUUGAUAAAAAAGUUCUUGGAUGUGAAUGAGGUGGCACAAGAUAAUGAUGCGGAGGUUGAAUCUACUAAUAAUACGAAUACACCUUCAACCGAGAAAAAUAAGGACCCCACACCUGUUAUAUGUGAUAGUGAAGAUUUUAUUGAGGGCACUAUCACACCAAAAAAGCGACCUCUUGAGGAAGCUACGAGUGAUGGGAACGUUGGUGAAACAAGUUCGGUGCAAAGAUCUACUAACAGAAAGAAGGUUGUGAUCAAGAUGGAAAAGAAAUAAUCAAUGGUUAUGGGGCUGGCGUUUUUUUUUUACCUUUAGUAAUAGAGUUUACAGUAAAACGUGUGUUUUAAGACCUCUCGGGGUUAUAGUAUUUUCAAUCUAGAAUCUAUUUGGUUCAAAUAUUAGUUUCAUUAUGACAUUAGUCUAAUUAAUAUUUAUAGUGUGACCAGUAUUAAAAUUUACAUUAUGGCCC